AUGACACCCUCGCACCGCCACCUCUCCGCCGCCUCUGGCGCCCGGGCCCUGCGGACGCUGAUACCGCUGCUGAUAACGCAACUCUGGGCUGCGGAGGCCACUCUGCUCCCCAGGAAUCACACCGCCACAGACCCCGCGACCUUCAGCGCCCCGUGCGCGCGCGGCUCGCAGCCCUGGCAAGUCUCCCUGUUCAAUGGCCUCUCGUUCCACUGCGCCGGCGUUCUGGUGGACAAGAGUUGGGUGCUCACGGCCGCGCACUGCCAGAAUAACAAGCCGCUGUGGGCUCGGAUCGGGGAUGACCACCUGCUGCUUCUCCAGGGCGAGCAGCUGCGAAGGACCUCUCGCUCCGUCGUCCACCCCAAGUACCGGCACGGCUCCGGCCCCAUCCUCCCGAGACGCACAGACGAACAUGACCUGAUGUUGCUGAAGCUGACCAGGCCCGCUGUGCUGGGGCCCCGCAUCCAGGCGCUGCGCCUGCCCCACAAGUGUGUCCAGCCCGGAGACCAGUGCCUGGCUGCUGGCUGGGGGACCUCAGCCACCCCAAGAGUGAAGUACAACAGGGGCCUGAGCUGUUCCAAGGUCAGUGUCCUGAGCCCUAAGGAGUGUGAGGUCUUCUAUCCUGGUGUGGUCACCAGCAACAUGAUGUGCGCUGGGCUGGACCAAGGGCAGGACCCUUGCCAGAGUGACUCCGGUGGCCCCCUGGUUUGUGACGAGACCCUGCAGGGCAUCCUUUCGUGGGGUAUUUACCCCUGUGGCUCUGCCCGGCAUCCCGCUGUCUACACCCAGAUCUGCAAAUACAGUUCCUGGAUAGAGAGAAUCAUUCGUUCCAACUGA
Messenger RNA from Orycteropus afer afer, 834 nucleotides. Its product is annotated as kallikrein-10. The transcript is spliced from 5 exons. Gene Ontology annotation, biological process: proteolysis. Bases 1 to 834 code for a protein of 277 amino acids. NCBI's taxonomy places the organism in Eukaryota, Metazoa, Chordata, Mammalia, Tubulidentata, Orycteropodidae. Gene Ontology annotation, molecular function: serine-type endopeptidase activity. The record is from RefSeq and is a predicted model, not a curated record.